Molecule: messenger RNA, 576 nt
Organism: Kwoniella mangroviensis CBS 8507
Lineage: Eukaryota; Fungi; Basidiomycota; Tremellomycetes; Tremellales; Cryptococcaceae
Exons: 7
Coding region: 1-576 (191 amino acids)
Biological process (GO): mRNA cis splicing, via spliceosome
Cellular component (GO): nuclear cap binding complex
Molecular function (GO): RNA cap binding
Source: RefSeq, a predicted model, not a curated record
AUGGCCCAAGUGGUGACAUGCUUAGAUCAGCCGUCCUCCUACAGGGAUAACAGGUCGGAGAUUGACCGAGAGACUGAACGUCGGCUGCUCGCUCAAUCCAGUACACUCUAUGUAGGAAACCUAAGUUUUUAUACCACAGAAGCACAGAUAUAUGAAUUAUUCUCGACAUGCGCACGACCAGACGAAGGAGGAGGUAUCAAGAGAAUCAUAAUGGGACUUGACAGGCAUCAGAAAGUACUUCCUACACUCCGAAGCAGUGGACUGCUUGAGUUUGGCAGAGGGAAAAGUGGUGGUCAGGUGCGAGACGAGUUCAGACAGGAGUACGAUAGUGGACGAGGUGGAUGGGGUCAUCAACGUCUCGAGGAAGAGAAGAGAAGACAGGAACAAGAGAGAUUACGUUCUCAGAUACAGUUCGAUACAUAUGCUGCUGUCGGUGGACUUGGAAUGGCUGGAGCAGAUGUGCCUCGAGGUGAAGGUGCGGGAGCAGAUCGUCAGAAAAGAGGACGAAGUGAGGAUGAAGAUAUUGAGAGGAGAGAAGACGAGAAGCGAUUACGAGGAGAACGUGAUGAUGAAUAA